CGGAAGUUGUAUCAGCUGCCAUGUUUGGUUGCUUUGUUGUAAGCUUCUACUAGGUUUCCUACAGAAUUACUAAGUGUGGAAAUGGAGGCAAGCUGGAGUACGUUUCUUUUCCAACAGGCUAAUGAAGCCCUCCACCACCAGCACCAGGUGGCUCAGAACAGCCUGCUGCCCCUUCUUAAUGCAGGAAGUGAACCAAUUGACCAAAAGCCUGUGCUUCCCAUCCAAAUCGACCAGAAGAACCCUUCCAUUGCUCUCGAUCUCCUUAAAGACAAUGUGGCCAGCGGAGGAGGUGGACGGCCACCCAUGCCUGUGAUCAAGAAGGAGCACAAAGGCAAAACACCAUUUGUUUGUGGCUACUGUAACAAAGCCUUCCGCGACAGCUACCACCUACGGCGCCAUGAGUCCAGCCACACAGGUAUCAAAAUGGUGUCGCGGCCAAAGAAGACUGCGCAGACGGCCCCGACCAUGGUGCCAAUGAUCUCCACGAUGCAGCGAGAGAACAACGGAAAUGUUUCUUACAUCUCCACGGCGGCGGGCAUCCUUUCCACAGCUACCACGUCCGUCUCUUCGGGAGCGAGCAUCAUGACUUCGGCAAUGGGCAACAUUCCGCACCACCAGCAGACUGUCCCGAAGAAACCUGCCAAACCUGUCAAGAAAAACCAUGGCUGUGAGAUGUGUGGCAAGGCCUUCCGUGAUGUUUACCAUUUGAAUCGCCACAAGCUGUCCCAUUCGGACGAAAAGCCCUUCGAGUGCCCCAUUUGCCACCAGCGGUUUAAAAGGAAGGACCGAAUGACCUACCAUGUUCGGUCUCAUGAUGGUGGAGUCCAUAAGCCCUAUGUGUGUUCCGUCUGUGGGAAAGGUUUUUCCAGGCCCGACCACUUGAGUUGUCACGUGAAGCAUGUUCAUUCUUCCGAACGACCGUUUAAAUGUCAAGUGACGGCGUGUACCUCUGCUUUUGCCACCAAAGACCGCCUGCGUUCUCACAUGAUCAGACACGAGGGAAAGGUGACCUGCAGCAUCUGUGGGAAGAUGUUGAGCGCAGCCUACAUCACCAGCCACCUGAAGACACACGGCCAAGCCAACUUCAACUCCUGUAACAAAGAAGAGGUCUGCAACUCUGCCUCAGCUACACCCGUGACGGUUUCAGCUCCCAACACUACGGCGAUGAAUCGGGGCAACGCCAACAACAACAACAACGCCGUCACCAUAGCGGCGCAAAUGAACAUUAGUACCAAUACGGUCAACAUCACGUCGCCGGUCAGCCUUCAGCACCCGCUCACCAUCACCGGGCCCGUCAACAUCGCUUCUGUCAACAUCCCCGCCACCGCGUCCAUGAAUAUUGCCCACCCAGUCGCAAUAACCACACCCAUGCCAAUGAAUAUCGCCGGCCCGCUUAACAUUGCCAUGAGGCCAGUGGAUAGCAUGCCUUUCUUGUCCCAAGUCUUGCCAUCUUCCCCACCCUGGUAAAUAAAAUAAACAAACAAAAAAAGGCAAAGGAGAAGAGCAUUGAACUGGCCACAGCGAAAGGGAAAAUCAAGUUAAACAAGAUUCACAAUCUCACAAUUUGCUCCUCAGGCCAGGGUCUAUUUGUUCUUUUUCCCCACCCUAAAACUUUUCUUCUGUCAUGCCUCCAAGCAGGUGCUGCAUUGACUGCUGUCUCAGAUGCAUCAUGACUCAUGCGACAAGAGUGAUAGGAGAUGUGCAACAGUUGAGUCGAAUCAAAGUAGGACCGUCCUUGAAAUAAGGACAAGUUUAGGACUUAGCUAAGUCAGUUAGACUGACAAACUGAUUUGUACUGUAUCAGCGUGUCAGGCGAUUCCUUGCACGUGAUGACGGACUGUCUUGGAAGAUGAACCAGAGUUGUUUUUGGAGGGUGAAGAUGGAAGUUACCGUUGCAGAGGAGUAAUGGACCGACUUUUCUCCAUAGCCUUUGAUUGAUGCUGUGUACGCUAAAGAAAGUCUGGUUAUCCACAUUUAAUGUAGGAAAUAAGCAUAGUAAAAAAGGGGGAUAGCAGCUUCCAAGUGCAUGGAAGAAUAUUUUUUCACCCUGAUACAGCUUUUCCAUUUUUUUUUCAGAUAGUAGUUACUACGCUCUUCAGGUACAGAUGUGAAUUUGACAUAGUGUGCAUUUAAAGUUUUUACGUGUCUUUUCAAGAGGAUACCUCAAACAGUGUCCGCUUGAUGAUGAAAUGUUUGUAAUGUUAUAUUUUUAUGGAAUCAUGAAGACUUGUGUUAAUAUGUUCUAACAUGUUUUACCCCCCCGCCCCCCAUCCCCCCAAUGAGUCGUAGUGGAGUGAGUCUUGCACUGAACGCACGUCCAACACAGUUGAAGAGCAGCAGCAGUAUUAACAUGAAAGGUCAAGCCAAUCUGUGUCUAGCCUCAUAGUGGUUAAAACUGGAAAGGCACGGGGUUAUCGUGAAGCAUUUCAAGCUGUUUUUGUCAUAAAAAUGUAUCUGAUGUGAUGUCUGAAUCCUCUAUCAACCUCCCCGCAUCACCACCGUUUAUCUCCUACUGCCCCAAAAAGACUCACUCAGGAAACACACCUUUUGAAAGAACAUGGACUUCACAUAUUCAUUCUGGACUUCUAUGUGUUUGUUGUUUGUGUUAAUUGUAUUUGGUUUGGAAAAUCUUUUGGUACCUUAGGAAAUUUUUCACAGAACAAAAAAAAAAAAGGUCAUUUGAAUGAUCACCAGUAAGGAACAUCUCCACAGCCUUCCAGGACAAAUGUUAUUUUUGGGGCGCAGCUGACAUGUUUUUUUUUCUUUUAUUUUUGUUUUUUGGCUGGGGGGGGGGCAGGUUGCUUUAUUUUGAUUGUUUUUAAUUGAGUUGUUGUUUUCACUGUAAUAUCAUACCGGUUGCGCUCAAAUCAUUUACAGUAUAUUAAUUCCAAGGGUCAUUAUGUAAAAGUGAGUCUGAUUGCCAAGUAAAUAUUACAGUACCUACAAUACUCCAAAAUUUAUUUUCAAGUGAGCUUAUUCUUUUGUGAGUCAGGAUUUCAUCUUGAUCUGAAUGUUAAAUGUUUAUUUUUUAACUUUUAUUUCGGGAGGGGGGGGGGUGUUAAACUCCCUUUGUCGAAAUAGUUGAGUGAAUGUCGGAUGUCUUUGGUUGCCUACAAACCUCCCUACUUCAAUCACGGCAAAAAAUAGUAUUUUAAAAGCAUAACCGUUUACUGACUUGCUGUCCAAUGGCAUAUCUACUGUACAUCUUGUUUUAUUUUUUUAAACAAACAGCAGACUCGGUCUGUUCUUCCCACUGAGGACUGACAGGCGAUUUUUUUUAAACGAAGGUAAUGAAAAUAUUUGGACGAGACUGAAAUUGCAUGACCCUGAACACUAUAACUAUGUUGAACUUUACAUAUUUCUUUAAUGAAUGCAUUGUUGUCUGACAGUGUUGCAACUCCUGAAGACUUUCAGUUGAUGCUGAAAAAAAAUGCAUUAUGCAUGAUUGUUGUUGUUCAGUUGUUGUUUUUGUUUGUUUUUUAAACUAAAUGUUAUUUUCCUAAUGUAGGCCUACGUAUUGCGUAGAUACACUAUAAUCGACUGUUUGCCAAAUUUGAUACAGCGAUGAUGUGAUGAACUGAACAUUUGUUGUUGUUGAAUUGAACAUCUCUUUAUUUUUUACGACAAAUAUGAAUUGGAAAUUCCAUGAGCCUGGUGAAAGCAGUUGAAUGUAUAUCUUUGUACAAAACUAUUUUAGGUCUGCGGAUAUGUUAGUAAAGAUAGAUGUGAAAGAUAAAAUAACCCUUUUUUAAAAAAAUAAAACUUUUGUAUUAGAAUAUUAACAAUGGUAAUUUUGUAUAUAGAGUACAAGAAAGUAGGCUUUACAAUUAGAUCAAACAUUCCUGCAUUUUUUUUCAUGUAUGUUUGUCAAAUAAUUACAUGAACAUGCACAAUGUUAUGUGCCUUUUAUUUGGGUUGUCUGAAUAAAAGAAAACAAUUUCAUAUUUGGUCUUGAUCAAAUGAUAUUCGCCAUCAAUCAUUGCAGAAUACAGGAUCGUUUCACUUUAUUUCAGCCUCUAACUUUUCAUCCCCUACAAACUCCAAUCUAAAAUCAGUAGUAGCCUCUUUCGUUUGCCUUUGUUUUCUCAGAUUGCACUCAUUCCGUGCUGAACUGACCCAAGUUUGAUCGUGGCCGAAUGGAGCAGCCACGAGCAUUUAUACAUUUAGAAUCGUCUAUAGUUGUCCGGCAGAUGGCGCUCAGUAACCAUCUUCACAUGCGUUCACCGCCUGCAUUGAAUCAAUCGGUUGGUGCCUUCGAUGUUUACAGCUUCACCCUGGAGAACCCACGGGGUCAAAUUUGGCCCCUGUAAAUUCUGCUACUCAAAUGCUACCCUUAAAUCCCAGAGUGUCAGAUUUGGCCCUAAUCCUAAAUUAGAAUUAAAACAUUGAAUAUUUGGGAAAAAAAUAUAUAUUCUGGUGUUCAGUGAACAUAUAGCAGUCAUUUAAUGUAUAAUUCAUCAUUUUCCAAAGAAGAAAAAUGGUUCUUUGGUUCUCCAGGGUUUUUAAGAUGAAGAUCAUUCGCACUGUGACAUUGGCCGCCCCUUUUCAUUCUCAUUGAGUGAUUUAGAGCAACUCGAAUCAAUUUGAAGCGAGGCCUCCAAGCUCACGUUUACACAACUGGUCAAAGUAGUCGGUCGUCAUUUUUAUUUAUGAUGUGUUAAAAAAAAAAAAAGCUCUUAUAUUCUCACGACUAUUCAACCAAGCGACCCCAAUGAAUGGACGCCUGUUUACACUCCUGUCCGGACCUGGAUGGUUCAGCGAACCAUUUGUUUGCUUGGCACUUCUCGUGGACCUCAUUGAAUAUUUCAUUGGAGUUUUUAUGGCCCGAGAAUGGUGAAGCAUGGCUGAACUGCUGGACUGGCACUCAGCUUGUUGGGGCAUGUAUUGAAUAGUUCUACACGAUUAAACUGACUGAGGAAGAAGAGGCUAUGCAAAUAACACCUGCUUUUGUGGGAAUAAAAAGUAAUUAGCAUAUGGGUUGAGGUGGCAUAAUGAAGAGCCCAUUAGUCCUGCAGGACUACAGAGUGAGGCACACUUAGUACUACACAUCAUUAAACUGAGUUGCGCAAAGCAUAACGCGGCGGUUGAACACAUGCAUGUGUGGCAUGUAUCACUUUACUGGGCUUUGGUGCGUGUGAGAGCGUGUUGCCUGAUUUGCAUCGAAACAAGCACAAAUAAUUGCUUUUAUGGUAUCCAAAAAAAAAAAAAGACAGAAGCCAUGUUUUUCCAUUUGCUUCAAAAGCGAAACCUUUGUUAAUUGUUUUAGGUCCACUGGCUAGCAGCCAUCAUUGGCUGGCAUCAGUUUAGGGAGCAAAAUAUUUGUUAGGAAGGAUCAGGUUGGCUCGUUUACAAGGCAGAUUUACCAGCUGUGAGUUUACCAACGGAUGUGGACCGGUAUCCUUUUCCAGUUGUUGCUUCACUGGCUACUAUUUAGGAUAUAGUUGAAAGCAUGUGUAAAUAAGCAGCUCCAUUUCCAUAUUUGAAGUCAUAAAUAGUUGAUUUGGUGGGGGGGGUUGUUUUGUUUCGUUCUGGGAUGGUGAAACCGCUGUGGUAAAUUUACAUUUGACGGUGGUAAAGAGACAUUGGGCCAUGAAUAAAAACACCAUCAGAAGCUAAAAAGAGCCAAGCCAAUCAUUCUAUGUGCUCUAGAUUUAUAUCCAUCCAUCCGUUUUCUGUCACACACACACACACACGUGGGAGUGAGCUGGAAUGGAGCUCAGUUUAAAAAGAUCAAAGUUGAACUCGACUCCAAUCGGCAGAAGCCGUAUAGAGACGGAAGGGGUGCAUGGAUGGAUCAUUUCAGUUUUUUUUCCACCGACAAUGGCCUAUAUUACCCCAUACGGCUGUCUCCUGGCUGGUCCAUCAAUAUUGUCAACCACUGAGUAGUUGAUCCAGGGUUGCCAUGGCAACCCGAGCCGUUCUAUUAAUUUCGAGCGAAGCGGUACCAUUCCGAUCAUUUUUUUUCACACAAUUAUUGUCAGGUAGAAUCGGAAUUUAUUUGUGCCUUUUAGCAAGAUUCCGGCUUCCCCUGGUGGAUGAUGCCAAUAUGCCAGCGUUAUUAAAUCAUCUCGUCACAAUCAGCCGGCAAUGCUGAAUGCUGAUGGGGCCUCGUCAUCAGCGUUGCACACGACUUCAGAGUCACGCUCGGCUGCUUUUAUUAAUCCCUUUAGCCACUAUCAAAAUAGCGCCGGCAAAGAAGCCGUAAUGAUUUUAACUGUUUUUAUAUGCAAGACAAUUAGAACGCAAUUAGUUGAUUGAGGCGAUAACGUCGGCUAAUCACAGCUGAAAGGGCUGCUCCUUUCUUUGCUCGUGAUUUCCACCAACUUGUCAGCAGCCACUCUCACGCUAGCCUGAUUAGCUGAGCGGCGCCAUGAUCGCAUUCUGGGAUGGUUUAUGAUCUCGCCGUGCGCUUAUAUCUAAUCGCUUGUGUGUGUGUGUGUGUGUGUGCGUGUGUGUGUGUAAGUAUUUUAGCAUCAUAUAUGUAUGAGAUAGUCUCAAUGUAACAUGCUUGAUUUGAGAGAGUGUACUUUCUCCAACAUAAUAAUAAUCAUAUAGUACUCAAAUAAUGUUAAUAAAUGCAGCAUGUUCCCAAAAAAUCGACACUAUUUUCUAGUCUAGUAGCAUUGUCGAUUCUCAAGAUAUGCAAAAAUUAAGUGUAUUGUAAAACUUGUAGGUAUUUCAAAAAGAGGUGAUUAAAGUUUGUCUUCUGCCGAGUUGUCGGCAAAUGAGGAAUGACUAUUUUAGUACUUUCCUGUGGUGGAUAUUCCGCCGUAGUUUCUUCAAAGCUCCUGUAGCUCAAGGUAACAGGUCAGUGUGAGGCCGCGGCUGUGUGCCGGCAGUCGAUUGAGUCCGCCGACGAGGGCUCGGCAAAUAAUUGACACCUUGAUUUCUUAAAAGUCAGAUUAGUGGUUCAAAAUGGGGGCCAGAGACGGGGGGGUUCACAGAUUGUUUGACUACAUUUUACUUCACCACUGUCAGAUUUAUACUGCCUUUUCUUAACAAAUGUGACUAAAAGUUCUUUCUUUGAAAAUUAAACGUUAGUUUAAUGUUUCACGUUUUCUUUCUUUUAAGGUGAAGAAUGACAUAUAAUAGCAACAAUGUUAUGGGUUUUUAUGGUGUUAAAAUAUGUGAACAAAGUCACACACGGUUUAAAAAAAACACACACACAAAUUUAAUUAAAUACAUUCAAUUAAACACAAAACAAAACUGGAUAGCAGAAAAUCCAUGAGGGCAACAAAGAGUAAAAUGUGUCAAGUGUUAAAAUCGAUUCAAAGAUCUAAAUCUGUUUGCAAAUGUUGUUCAUCAAUAAAUCUGAUGUUUUUAACAUGAAGCCAAUUUUUGAAGAAACAUUGUUGUCACUGAGUUACUCGGAUAUGAAACCAUGUCCAUUUUUGGGAACAAACUGUGAAUCCUGUACAUGACAACAUUUAGCUGCUAAGCUAGCUUGCGGAGUGUCAAUUGAACAUCAAAUGAAAAAGUUGAUAUGACUCACUUUUUUCCUUGAAAUGCAUACUGACAACAGCACUAACUGUACACUUUUAGGGCCCCUUGAUUGCGACAGCUUUUACAAAUGGAUACCAUUGAACAGGUGGCCUGCUUGCCAUCUCAUCAGAGCAGAGUUUGUCUGGCGGCCCAGGAAAGACGGGACGAAGUUUCUAAUUGGCUUUGUGUGCAGGUGGCGCUACUGAGGCACAGCGGACAGGCUAAAAGAGCCAGCAAGUGGUAACCAUAUGAAGAAGAAAAGAAACUGUUGAGUCAUCUCAGAAAAAAAAGAACAACUGCUGUACUAUAUUCCAAACCUCCUAUAACGUCAGCGCCCUGGUUUGGUUUGAUGUUUCACGUCUCUUUCCGCCUCUUUUCUUUCCUGUGCGUCGGUUGCUCUGAUUUUAGCACCACACGAUGUUUGUGUCAUUUUGUUUGUUUUCUUUUUCUGCUUUUUAAACUGUGGUCGACAUGGCAGAAAAAAAAGAAGAAAUCAGCUUGUAAUGUCUUUGGUAGCUUGAAGGUGAAAUGAAGCAUUCAAGCUCAACCCACACACACACACACACAAAGACAGUCGCUGUGCAAGAUUCUUAGAUUUGAAAAAAAAAUCGGCAAAUCGGCUAUGAUGGUAUCAAAAUAAUAAAUCUGAGUAGCGCUUUUAUUUCUUGUGAUGUCUCAUUGAUAACCAUGAUGACCUAUUUUUAGGCAAUACAAAGAGGACUCCAAUAUUUUUAUGGUCCUUUUUUUAUAAGUGUUGUUUUUGUUGUUUAGAAAUAUAUAAAUAUUAAGUGUGUGUGAUUGUGUGUGUGUGUGUGUAUAUAUAUAUAUAUAUAUAUAUAUAUAUAUAUAUAUAUAUAUUAUACAUAUACAGUACAUACACACGCAUAUAUAUGCUAUAACAAAUUUCAUAUAAACAUUGUGAAAACUUGCGAAAAAGUAAUGUAGCUGUACAUAUUAUUCCAGUCACUGCAUAUAACCAACUCAGUGAAAGAAUAGCAUAUUUUUGUGAUGGUGUGUCAAAGAACAUGUUAUAGCGUGUGAAUAGAAGAAAAGGCUGUAAACACUCAUGAUUCUGAUGAUGAUGAUGAUGAUUAUUAUUGUUAUUGUUAUUAUUAUGAUACCUUACCCCCGCCCCGUCCCCCCCACUGGAAGACGGUAACCGCCCUUAGACCAACACACACUUGUUGCUCUGUAAAUAGUCAAAAGCUGAAUCGUUUUAUAGCGUCAAACCAGCAAAUUUAUGAAUGGUGUGUUCAGUCAGUCAAGAUUUAUGAAAUUUAAAAAAAAAGAGGAAAAAAAGAAAAAAUAACAACAAAAAAGAUCCGAAUUGGUAUCUUUUGUGAAGCUGUAAAGAUGAGGAGAAGAAGAAAAAAAAAGAUUUUAAUCCAAAGCACACUGUACUUUUAGAUUGCAUUUUGUGCAUUUAUGCGGACACUUUUAUACUCUUCUGGGUUUUCUCUUAUUGUUUGUAUCAUCCUGCUCCUUCCCAAAUUCUUUUGGGAACAAACAAUGUAUGGGCUCUGCGCAUGAGCUCGCUUGUGUUUUUGUUUUGUUUUUUGUUGUUGUUUGAAUUAGGAAAGGUUUUUUUGUUUUUUUAUACCAUACCUCAGCCUUGGGAAUUCUGUUGUGGAAUCAUGGGCAGGUUUAAUUUAUUCUCACGUAAAUGAAAACACUGAAUGAUUGAAAUAGAUCUAUUGAUUAAAAAAAAAACAGAGAGAAAAGAAAUCAUUGCACUGUGAGUAGUGAAGUACAGGCCAUUUCCUAUUUGCACAUGUUCAUGUUGGCUUUUUAAAAGGCGGCCCUGUGCUUUGGGAUUAGCGUGAAGGAUUUUUUUUUUUUUUUUUGAUUCGCCUGUUCUGAAAUAGACAAAACACCUUUGAAUUGUGAGGUGACUCAACAGCUUUGCUAAAUAGUAGUUGACAUGUUUGACCUUUGCUUUGCUUUUAUUGGACCCGUGACUCAUCUGAACGUAUUUAUUCUGGGUCUCACACUGAAUUACUCAUUCUCAAACCACAAACGUUUCGCUUGUAAUAAUAAUAAUAAUAAUAAUAAUGAUGAUACGCUCCCGGAGUGUCGUCAGCUAUUUCAAGGUCAUCCGGCGGAAUGGAUGGUGUGCAUUCUGCUGCAUAAUAAUUAUGUAUCGUUUAUUUUUUUUCCUGUUGUUUUUGUUGUUGCCGUUGUUGUUGUUCCUCCCACUUGCAAACAACCAGGUUAAGAAAUAUGCUGGAUACCUUUAAAGUCAAUGGUAUGGAAUGAUCAAGUAAUAAUUUAAAGGAGAGAAAAAAAAUACAACUUGUAAUGUUCACAUGUAAAAGAAAAUACAAAAAUGACCAAAAAAACCCAAGGACAAACAAACAAAAAAAAGAAGAAAAAAAAAGAAAGAUGCUUAUUUGCUGAUUUCUAGUUCAAUUUUGUUGUGGUUUCUAUAUGAAUAAUAAUUGUACUAUACUAUUAAAAUGUACUGUGCAUCCAUUACUUUUAUCUCUUUCCAUCCUCGGAAGAUCUUUUGUUACUCAUUCAUGUAUUUCAUGGGUGUGUAAAGAAAUAACUUGUAAACGCUGUGCUGUCUUUGCUCCCAGUCUAGUGCUUCAUUGUUGUUCUCCCCUCUGCUCCGCCUCUCCUUCCUUUUCCUCUUCCUCUUCCCUUCUCUGGCCUCCCCCCACCUCCCUUGAAGUACAAGUAGAUGUUUUGUAGAACUCACGAAUAUGAUAGAUGUAGUGACUGUAGUAGAUUUAGGACCAGUCAAGAUAGACACUAGACCUUUCUCUCAGCGACCAUGUUAGUCUCACAUCAUCACACUUGGACCUUUCAGUUCUUGUUUUUCCUUCCUCUUCUUCUACUCCUUCUUCUUCUGUUGACGUCACUUCUCUCGCGUGGUUUCAGCGAACCAAAGCUCUCGUAGAUGGACGAUAGAGGGAAACACUUGCUGGGAGGUGGAAGUGUACACAAAGGCAUUAUUUGGAUAUCCCACCCUUGAAUGUUUUUAAAGGGGUGUGCCAUACUACCUUAAAUGCUAACGCUCGAUAUGCAAAAUGUGUAUUCUUUGAUUUGCUUUUGCAAAGGGGCGCGCCGUCAUCGUUUCUCAAGCGCGAGUCCGUCGUUUCUAUCGAACCGCUGACUCUUUCAAGACCACUCUUAAAUAGUUAUGUUAGUCCAAGGGUGAUUUAUGCGGAGUUUAUAACUCCUUGAGAUGUAAUACAUUGGAAUAGAAUGGGUGGAAAAGAAAUUUGAACCCGGGCCCGAGAAUCCAAUCGCUUGAACCAGUCAUAUUCAAAACGGCAAGGGCUUCAAGUGGGAUACUUUCAUAUCGUGAUUCCUCAAAUAGUGACUGUGGGAGUGUUUGAGAUGAGGCUUCGCUCCUUGGCGCCUCUCUGGUAAUGGAGAUGGAAGUAAUUGUUGCCCACCCGCGUUUUGCGCCAUCGCAUACGAUCGAAGCUCAAGCGCUUUUUGCACUUGCGGCAAAGAAUGUAAGACCAUCCCACAUUUGCACAUUGUUUAGUUAUUUGUUUAACUGACACGUUUCUUUUUUAAACCGCCGUUUCUAAAUUUACCGUAGUUUGUCGAAAACCACAAUUGAAAUGAUACCAAAAGGAUGGUGUGAUGAACUUACCUCACUGUACUGUGACAAUUUUCUUCUUCGUUAACGUCAAUAAUGCUGUCCAAAAGCUAUGAUGUCGCGCUACAUACUCUUGUAGCUGUUUGGUAGCCUAUUCAUGUUCAACAAAUCAGGUUUUUGUGCGCCAGACCAAACAUUAGCAAUUGGUGGAAAGGCAGCUACAGUUAAGGUAAUUCUCCAUCAAAGUGUAAUUUUGGCUAGCCGGUCUAGUAGAGUGAUGGCCACUAUUUGAGGAAAUAGGAUAUUCAUAAAUUGCUCCCAUCGAGAUUGUUAUUCGACAAUUAAGUAUAAUAGAUCAACAAAUCACAGCAACUCGGACUGAAAGAGUGCUUGCCGAAUGGAAUUGAAGCUAUCACGAGCAUUCAUGUUUACGUUAAACAUGUGAAACAUUUCCACAAAAAAAAGAGAGAUUAUAAUCAAAAACAAAGACAUUUAACCUCUUUGUGCUGUUUAGCCUUCUAUCCAACAGGGUAAAAAAAAAAGUGUUCCUUCGCGUUAGUUUAACUGUAGUCUAUAUCGCCAAUAGCUUAGAAGAGAAAUAGCAUUAGCAUCAUUUUUAGAAUGAAGCCACCUGAACAGAACAAAAACUUGAACUUUCUUUGCCACCAAUGGCCUCCGUAGUGUAGUGAUGCAGUAGCUUGGACUUUAAGGUAGCAUGGCUAUGUGUGGCUCUCAUUUCAUUUGAUCGCAAACUGACAGCGCUUUGCAGCUGAUGAAUGUUACUCAUUUUAGUCGACGUAGCUUCUCCAUUCAGGGAGAGGGGAGGGGGACUUGGUUUAAGAAAAAAAAAUCUUUGGAAAAAAAAGCAAUUAAAAAAAAGUCCACCUGGAAGGUGUUGACAUUUAUGUACUACCGUAUCCAUUGAAACUUGAAUCUCGAGGCAAGUGCUAGGCAAUGGCCACACUUCACUUAGCUCGCCCACACGCUGACUUUUCUGUCAUCUUGUCCGCUAGACAAGCAGCGGCUCCGCAUCCACUCAAUUCCACUCUUGAAUGUUCUCCGUCAACGCCACCCCAGAAGAAGCUUAACAAAGCGGCGCUUUUCGAUAAGCUAUCUUGUUUGAAAAAGUGGGCUGUCACCGUGACCACAAAGUUAGUCUUCUUUAUUUUUAUUUGGAGGGGGGGGGGGGUUUGCACAUCUCAUCACACGCUCACCACAGAAGCUUUCAAGAUGGCAGAAAAGAAACGCGUUUAGAGUCAAUUUCCAGUUGAAAGCAUCACCACCUCCCAUGCAAUAGACAUAUGCGUGUGUCUUCAUUAAGUAGGAGUGUCUGACUAAUACUAGCCUGCAGACUCGUGCAUGUGUAGUAGGACUGUCCUGUCCCAUCACUAUUCCAUUGUUGGAGCCCAUCCCAGGUGCAUUGUGGGAGAUGUGUCUUGCAUCGCUCUCGGGCCAUUCCUAACACUUGCCCCCUCUUUUUUCAUUUUUUAUUCCGUUAACCGACUUUUUAUGGCGAGAGACGGACAGACAGACUCGACUGACCUGAUCUGAAAGCAUCUUUCAGGUUACCAUAUAGGCUUGCUAAAGCCCCGUGUAAAAUAUGUGGAAAAUAAUAAUGGAUGGAUGGGGGUCUCUCACAUAUCAAAUGUGGAAAGUCUAAUUUUAUAUUUGUAUUUUCAAAUAAUAAUAUUGACAAAAAAAUUGUCUGUGAAAGGUUUCCAUCCUCUACUGUGGUCCAGAAAUUGAUGUGUCUGUCUGGAAAAUAAAUACAAUAAACUGAAUUGUUAUAUGA
Messenger RNA from Hippocampus zosterae (dwarf seahorse), 12830 nucleotides. RefSeq names its product vascular endothelial zinc finger 1-like. The coding region runs from base 82 to 1467 and encodes 461 amino acids. NCBI's taxonomy places the organism in Eukaryota, Metazoa, Chordata, Actinopteri, Syngnathiformes, Syngnathidae. The transcript has 7 exons. The record is from RefSeq and is a predicted model, not a curated record. Gene Ontology annotation, biological process: regulation of transcription by RNA polymerase II. Gene Ontology annotation, molecular function: RNA polymerase II cis-regulatory region sequence-specific DNA binding; DNA-binding transcription activator activity, RNA polymerase II-specific. Gene Ontology annotation, cellular component: nucleus.